AUGCUGACUCAACGCCGUAUCGGGACUGUCAUUUUGGUCAUCUUCAUUUACGCAGUAUUUGUGGGUAUGUUCAUCCCUAUUGCCACGCCAAUGGGCUUCAAAGGAAACAUUUCUGAUGUGGCCAACGGUUGUAGAAUUAGCUCAGUUAUUCCAAAUCGCCGCUACGUCUCUUUCGUGUUUGCCAACUUGCUUUUGCCUAUUCCCGUCAUGAUCAUUAUAUACAUUCGCAUCUUUCAGGUUGUGCGUCGCCAUAUUCGUGCUGUUGCUGAUCUUACCGUAAUCCGACCCCAAUGCGAAUCGGGUGAUCCCUCUGUAGCCGGAGCUGCCGCCGAGAAGAAUCGCCGAAUGUGGAAACGCGAGGUCAAGUCUGCUGUGCUCCUCUUCGUCAUCGUCAUCAGCUUCGCCAUCUGCUGGUUACCUUUUGUGGUAUUCAUCCUCAAUCGAUCCUUCAAUAGUUUUGUAAGUCCAUUGGCCUAUGGUUUUAUACAUGCAGCUGUCUUCAGCACUGUAGCCAUUAAUCCGUUCGUCUACGGUUUUGGCAACAAGACGUAUCGACAGGCAAUAUGUUCCGUUUUCUGUGGCCCAUUGAUGAAAAUGUUCAAUCUUGAUAGUCCGGUGAAUGUGAACAUAUAG
Messenger RNA from Strongylocentrotus purpuratus (purple sea urchin), 633 nucleotides. Its product is annotated as trace amine-associated receptor 4-like. Bases 1 to 633 code for a protein of 210 amino acids. The record is from RefSeq and is a predicted model, not a curated record. NCBI's taxonomy places the organism in Eukaryota, Metazoa, Echinodermata, Echinoidea, Camarodonta, Strongylocentrotidae. Gene Ontology annotation, biological process: G protein-coupled receptor signaling pathway. Gene Ontology annotation, cellular component: membrane. The transcript has a single exon. Gene Ontology annotation, molecular function: G protein-coupled receptor activity.